Molecule: messenger RNA, 1023 nt
Organism: Echinostoma caproni
Lineage: Eukaryota; Metazoa; Platyhelminthes; Trematoda; Plagiorchiida; Echinostomatidae
Source: the annotation of a GenBank genome assembly
GCUGGAGCUCGACUGAACGCUCAGAAUCAAAUUGGUCUGACACCGAUGAUGGAAGCAGUGUCGUACAAUCAACGGGAAGCAGUGAGCCUUCUGGUCAAACAACGAGAUCUGGAUCUGUACAAGCGAGAUUUCUGCACCGGGGACACAGCUCUGCACAUAGCGGUGAAAAAGAACUAUAUUCACAUGGUGGAAAUUCUACUUCAAGCAGGAAACUGGUACAUCGAGUAUAAUUACAACAACUUGGGUGAAUCGUUCGUGCAUGAUGUGGUCGUUUACAACCGAUUGGAACUACUACGCCUGUUUCUUGCCUACAACUAUGAUUUUGAUCGACCAGCCAAACGUCUGCCUCCAUCUUUAAUCGGUGGUGUGUUCACCAAGAGUAUGUACAACAACAUUCCGUCCACAUCCACAGGAACACCAGGCUGUUCUUCUAACGACUCACCAUGCACCCCUUCCACUUCCACAUAUACGGGAACUGUGUCAUCUUAUGGUAGUGGUCCAAACGCAUUGAUUUUUGAGAAAUCGCCUUUCCAACUGGCUCUGGAACGAGGUCAUUUAGACAUGGCUCGUAUAUUGGCCGAUGUAGGCUGUUUUCGAAUUAAAUUACCCCUUAGUUCCAGUUCCCACACACCCCAUAUGGCCACAAGUCCCACCAGUCUUUCGCCUACGCGAGCCGCGUCCCCAUAUGGUCUAACUCAGUCAUCUAAUUAUCCACACUGGGCUGGUCUUACCGGAAUCAAUAUGUCCAGUCCACUGGCUCGUCGUUAUUCCGCCCUAUUGGAAGUUAAGUCAUUGAAAAAAUGGUGUCGUCGAGUCAUUCGUCAAACGCUGGGCUUUCGCCUGAUUGAAGCUCUACCACAGUUACCUUUGCCAGUUCCGCUGAAAGAUUUCCUGUUGCUUCGAGAUCUGGAUUGGUCAGUCUGUUUGAGCAGUUCACUGACCAACCAACGUUCAGUUACGAAUAACGGUGAUUUGGCCAUCAUCGUCCCUCCGCGUUGUUCCAGUUCCCUCACACCACUGUGA